Molecule: messenger RNA, 1659 nt
Organism: Salvia miltiorrhiza (redroot sage)
Lineage: Eukaryota; Viridiplantae; Streptophyta; Magnoliopsida; Lamiales; Lamiaceae
Product: dehydration-responsive element-binding protein 2A-like
Exons: 2
Coding region: 264-1277 (337 amino acids)
Biological process (GO): positive regulation of DNA-templated transcription; response to stress
Cellular component (GO): nucleus
Molecular function (GO): DNA-binding transcription factor activity; transcription cis-regulatory region binding
Source: RefSeq, a predicted model, not a curated record
CUAUAAAUACACCACCUGCUCUACUUACACAGAGAUUUUUUUUUGUUGUUGGUUUGCUGCAGUGCGAAGGAUCACAAGCUCUUACAAAAUCGAUCACUGAAAAAGAACUGCUAAGUUAAUUCAUUUGAUUAUUUGGCAUCAAUUUGGGAGAAAAGCCACCAAAAAGAGGAUUUGUAGAAGAAAACUUGGCCAAGACUGUGUAAUAAAUUCCGUGUACGGUGGGAAUCGCGAGCCUGAGAGAAAUUGUUCAGAGAAAUAGAGACAUGGCUUUGUUAAAUCAUGAUGUGAAUAUGGCGUCUCUACCCAUGGAUUAUAAUAGAAAGAGGAAAUCAAGGAGCCGCAAGAGUGGAACUAAAAGUGUCACAGAGGUUCUUGAGAAGUGGAAGGAAUACAACACUAAACUUGAUACAGUAGAUGAUGAUAAAGCCCCGCGUAAAGCUCCUGCUAAGGGUUCGAAGAAGGGGUGUAUGAAAGGGAAAGGUGGUCCUGACAACAGUCGAUGCAAUUACAGAGGCGUGAGGCAGAGAACAUGGGGUAAAUGGGUGGCCGAAAUCAGGGAGCCACACAGGGGAAGCAGGUUAUGGCUAGGUACCUUUGGCACAGCAGUGGAAGCCGCUCUUGCUUAUGAUGAGGCAGCCAAGGCAAUGUAUGGCCUCUGUGCUCGGCUUAACUUCCCUGGUUAUAGUUCAUCGGCUUCAGUGACUGUUUCAUCAUCUGAAUCCACGAACUCUAGCAUAUCUGAGGUUUGUUGCAAGAGGGAUAUGCAAAAGCUUGAUGUCCCCAAUGCGAAGACUGAAGGCAGUAGAUUACAAGGUGACGGUCGGUUGCUUGAUGCUAGCACCCCAAUGAGUGCAAUCAAGGAGGAAGUGAUGGAAGAUGCCCCGAGAAGGGAGGAAGCACAUGGAGAAGAACCUUCCAAGGAGGAGGUUAAGCAAGAAUCCGAGGGUUCUUUUGGUAGUGAUGAUGCUGAGAGGCCGAGUGUGGUUGACAGACCACCUUAUGACGAUCAAUUUGAGAAAUUUCCACUCGAUGAGAUGUUUGAUGUGGAUGAGCUGCUUGCGGCUUUGGAUGCCGCCCCAUACAAUCCUUCCAGGGCGCAGGCUGGAGCAGGGCAUUAUGCAAAUGGAAGUCAGAUGGAGGGUCCCCGUGUAAAUCACGAGCAGGUGGUUUUGGGGAGCGAUUAUGAUCUCGACUUCCUGAAACCAGGAAGGCAGGAGGACUGUGAUGUCUUGUUGAGUGAUCUACUAUUAGAUUUGGAUUCGGACUUGGCCAUAUGAAGCACUUACGCGGAUGGUCUUGAAAACAAAAGAUAUACAUUGUUUUCUUUAAUGAUGGAAUUGAGUUGUGUAGGUGAUUCCCAGUAUAAACAGAAACUUUUUUAGUCUGAGCAAGUUAGUGUAUUCAUAUCCUACUGACAAAAUUUCUUUUUUUCUUUUUUUCUUCCUUGGGGGUUGGUUGAUGAUGACCAAUAAGCUGUUUCUCCAGAAGUUUUAAAUGUGAGGGAGCAGCUGUUAAGACUCUUGAGUUAAGUAGGUUUAGAGAUUUCGUCUUGUACAGCUUUUGUUUGCUCUGAACAACUUAACCUAUAUAUGUGUAACUUGUAUUUUGAGUAGAAAUUUCCAUUUUGACAAGCUCACUACUUGGUGAGUGUCUUAUUCA